Mya arenaria is the source of this 2710-nucleotide messenger RNA. Its product is annotated as G-protein-signaling modulator 2-like. The transcript is spliced from 14 exons. Gene Ontology annotation, molecular function: protein binding; GTPase regulator activity. The coding region runs from base 602 to 2464 and encodes 620 amino acids. Lineage: Eukaryota; Metazoa; Mollusca; Bivalvia; Myida; Myidae. The record is from RefSeq and is a predicted model, not a curated record.
UCGCUUUGAUCUCCGCAACCAGUCUGCAUUUUGAAGAGCCCUCCAGAUUUUAACAAGUUUUGCGAAUUUAGGAUUCAUCAGGAACUCUUCAUCUGGAGGCUGGAAAAACAGUGGCAACAGGGGUUUCAAAUCCUGAGUACUCUUCAUAAAGAGGCUGGAAAAACAUUGGCAACAAAGGUUUUAAAUCCUGAGUGCUCUUCAUCUAGAGGCUGGAAAACCAGAAAGCAACAAAGGCUGAAAAAUCCUGUUGAAAAAAACAGGAAAUUGAAAGGGGGGCUGUUAUCGGAUAAAAGCAACUAAUUAUCGAGAAUAGCCACUACUUACACAGCAGUAAUUAGUAAAUGCUGACAACUUUUAAAUGGAACUAACUGUCAUACUGAUGCAACUCGAAUGUGGAACCUCGGGUCGUUGCACUGUAAAAAUGUGAUAGCCAGGAUCAUUGCAGAAACUUAUGAUUUUAAAUACGUAACCAGCUGCGAAUGGUCGUGUGGAUUAAGUAGAGCAACCUCAAGCCUUAAUGCACAACAAUGACAUAUUAAUGUUGUCACCAACAGAGAGUGAUUGAUCAAAGGAAUACAAUUACAGGGGAAAACAUCUGGCAAUGGAUUGUACAUGUAUGGAGCUAGCACUAGAAGGGGAACGGCUCUGUAAGGCUGGGGAUUGCCGAACUGGCGUGCAGUUUUUUGAGGCAGCAGUAAAUUCGGGAACCGAUGAUCUCAAGACUUUGAGUGCUAUUUAUAGCCAAUUGGGAAACGCCUAUUUUUAUCUGCAAGAAUUUGGGAAAGCUUUGGAGUACCAUAAACAUGACUUGAAUCUUGCAAGAACUCUUGGUGAUCGUGUUGGAGAGGCGAAAGCUAGCGGGAAUCUCGGGAACACACUAAAGGUGCUUGGGAAAUUUGACGAGGCGAUUGUGUGCUGUUUGCGGCACUUGGAUCUGUCAAGGGAGCUAAAAGAUCGGAUUGGUGAGGCGCGUGCCCUAUACAACCUUGGAAAUGUCUACCAUGCAAAAGGGAAGCACACGGGAAGAAGUGGGAAUCAGGAUCCUGGGGAGUUCCCGUUUGAAGUCAAAGAAUGUCUGAUAAAGGCUGCUGAAUAUUAUGAGGCUAAUCUUAAUAUAGUCCAAGAGCUAGGAGAUCGAGCAGCACAGGGGCGUGCGUGUGGCAAUCUUGGUAACACUCAUUACCUCCUUGGGAACUUCAGCCAGGCAAUCAUCUAUCAUCAAGAGCGACUUGCAAUAGCUCGUGAGUUUGGUGAUAAAGCUGCCGAACGACGGGCCUACAGUAACCUUGGGAAUGCACACAUCUUCCUCGGGGAGUUUGAAGUAGCUGCUGAACACUACAGGAAAACUCUACAAAUUGCCAAACAACUGUGUGAUAAAGCAUUAGAAGCACAAGCCUGCUAUAGCUUAGGAAAUACUUACACAUUGUUAAAAGACUAUGAAAAAGCAAUUGAAUAUCACAUGAAACACUUAAAAAUUGCGCAAGAGUUAGAAGACAGGGUCGGGGAAGGCCGCGCCUGCUGGAGUCUUGGAAACGCCCACACGGCCCUUGGGCUAAACGAGGAAGCAAUAAAAUAUGCUAGCAAGCAUCUGGAGAUUUCAAAGGAGAUUGGUGACGAGACAGGGCAGGUAACAGCCCAGAUGAAUCUAGCAGAUCUGAAGUCAGUGCUUGGGAUAAAAGCGGGACCAGAAGGAGAAAGGCCAUCUCCUCUGGACCACCUAGAUGUUGGCAUGUACCGGAGGGCAGGAAUCUCACGUCGCCACAGCAUGGAACAAAUGGAGAUUAUGAAACUCGCGCCAGAUAAAAAAGGAGACACAACCGCAAAUCACGGGGGCGCUCGACCGAAGAUACCCAAAGUUCAGAAAUCCAUGACAGUUGCCUCGGAAACAAUUAUACCAAAGUCUCAAUCUUCAAUGAUAGAGACGCUAUCUCCUGAAGACGAUGGUUUCUUCGAUCUUCUUAGCAAAUUUCAAGGUCGUCGUAUUGAUGAACAACGGUGUAGUCUCACCAUUCCUGGGGAGAAAAACGGUAUCUCUACGUCAGAGAAUAAGGAGAAUGAACAAACUAAGGCUAAAAUGGUGUCUACUACAGACAGUGAAAACUUCUUGGACAUGGUGGCGGGAAUCCAAGGGUCUAGAAUGAACGACCAGCGAGCAACACUUCCCCAAUUCCCGGGACUCAAUUCACAGACUGUGAUCAACCAAUAUCUGCGACAGCGCAAUGUUCAGGACGUUCCAGACGACAAUUUCUUUGAAAUGUUGAUGCGUUGUCAGGGUUCAAGAAUUGAUGACCAGCGAAGUGCUUUACCCCACAAUCGACAAGCACCCACCGUUCCCGACGAAGAUUUUUUCUCGUUAAUACAGAAAGUUCAGUCGAGUCGGCUUGAGGAGCAAAGAACUAUUCUCCCGGAUAAAGAAGAAGAAAUACCCACAAAACAAUCUUCAAUAAAGAAAAAGAAGAAAUAAACAAUUAUUUUUCUAUUCUUUAUUUUAGAACAUUCAUGUCAGACAUUCAUGACUUAAGUUUAACUAGAAAAAUAAACUUAACUAUGUUUGUUCACAAAGUACACAAAAAUCACUCAUUCAAUGGUCAUAGACAAAAUCUCAACAAUUUAACUUGCAUUUCAUCCCAAUGCCAAAGAUAUACAGCAUAUAAUCAUGUUGAAUAAUUAGUUAUGAAGAGCACUAAAUCUAAUAAAUCCUCAUUGUUCA